AUGUUACAAGAAGAUAGAACAUUACCAUUUAAUUCUUUAAUGGAAAAAGCAGAAGAAGUAAAGCAUAUUUUACCAUGUGCUAAUCAAAUUUGUCAUUUAGCAUUGACUUCUCUUGUAACAGUAGCAUCAAACGAAAGAUCUUUUAGUAAACUAAAAUUGAUUAAAACACAUCUUAGGUCAACAAUUUCUGAUGAGAGAUUAAACUCUUUAAUUGUAUUGGGAGAAGAAAAAGAUAUUGUUGACCUAUUGGAUAUAAAUAAAAUAGCACAUCAAUGGUCAAUUUUAAAAACCGACGUAUAUAAAUUUAGUGUUAAGUUUAUUAUAAUAUUUUUUUGUUGA
This is a messenger RNA of Macrosiphum euphorbiae (potato aphid), 339 nucleotides long. Lineage: Eukaryota; Metazoa; Arthropoda; Insecta; Hemiptera; Aphididae. The record is from the annotation of a GenBank genome assembly.